Mucor mucedo is the source of this 3255-nucleotide messenger RNA. RefSeq names its product DNA polymerase family B-domain-containing protein. The transcript is spliced from 10 exons. The record is from RefSeq and is a predicted model, not a curated record. Gene Ontology annotation, cellular component: delta DNA polymerase complex. Gene Ontology annotation, molecular function: nucleotide binding; DNA binding; DNA-directed DNA polymerase activity. Gene Ontology annotation, biological process: DNA replication proofreading; nucleotide-excision repair, DNA gap filling; base-excision repair, gap-filling. NCBI's taxonomy places the organism in Eukaryota, Fungi, Mucoromycota, Mucoromycetes, Mucorales, Mucoraceae. The coding region runs from base 6 to 3209 and encodes 1067 amino acids.
AACAAAUGAGUGGUACACAGACAAAUAAUGAAAUAACACUAUCUUCACAACCCUUCGAACCUGGAUCAAACAUGAAGAGAAGGAAGACGGGGCACGGUAAAAACCAAGUGGCCACUAGUUUCGAAGAAGAAUUAAAGACUUUGAAUGCUGACAUGGACAUCGACAUACAAAUUGAAAAUACACAAGCAAUUUGGAGUCGGCAAGCACCCCCCAAACUUGAUCCCUCUAAAGACAAUGUUGUUUUCCAACAAAUUGAAAUUGACGAAUACAUGGAUUAUAAUAUCAAUCAACCUGUUGUCAGGUUCUAUGGUAUUACUACUGGCGGAAACAGUGUUGUCUGUCACGUCAAAGACUUUCUGCCAUAUUUUUAUUUUCCUGCGCCUGUAGGCUUUCAACUUACCCAUCUUGAACCAUUUAAGAAAGCUUUGGAGUCCUCGUUGGGCCAAUUGAACAUCAUUAAUAAGGUAGAAAUGGUUAUGAAACAAAGUAUCUAUGGAUAUCAUGGUGACCAGAAAUCACCUUACAUUCGUAUUACGUUGCAAAAUCCCAGAGAUAUGUCAAAGUGCAGAAUGAAAGUUGAAACUGGUGUGCGUGUACCAGGGUUGAAUAAUAUCUGUCAGUCCGACACGACAUUUGAAAGCAACCUUGCCUAUAUCCUUCGUUUUAUGAUUGAUUGCAAAGUACCAGGUUCAAACUGGAUUGAGCUACCUGCCAAAACUUGGUCCUUUGUAAACAACGGAUCUUCUUUAGCUCAAAUUGAAGUGGAAACAAGAUUUGACAAGUUUAUUAGUCAUCUUCCAGAAGGUGUGUGGUCUGAUAUGGCUCCUUUGAGAAUCUUGAGUUUCGAUAUCGAAUGUGCUGGUCGAAAAGGUAUUUUCCCUGAACCCAAUGUUGAUCCCGUCAUUCAAAUUGCCUCUGUGGUUAAAGUACAAGGUCAAAAGAAACCAUUUGUCAGAAACGUAUUUACGCUUGAUACUUGUGCUCAUAUCGUUGGCUCCCAAGUCUUAUCCUUCACCAAUGAAUCAGAUCUCUUGCAAAAGUGGAGUGAUUUCGUCAGAGAAAUCGAUCCCGAUGUAAUUAUUGGUUACAAUACUACCAACUUCGAUUUUCCUUACUUACUUGACCGUGCAAAACAUUUGGGAGUCGCAAAAUUUCCGUUUCUUGGAAGAAUCAAAGGUAUAAGAACAGAGGCUAAAGAUACGAAAUUCACCUCUAAAGCAUUUGGUACUCGUGAAAACAAGUCUGUGAAUUUGGAGGGUCGCCUUCAACUGGAUCUCCUUACUGCUAUUCAACGUGAUUACAAACUUCGAUCAUAUACCCUUAACUCAGUUUCAGCAGAAUUCUUGGGCGAGCAAAAGGAAGAUGUACAUCAUUCAAUUAUUACAGAAUUGCAAAAUGGAAAUGAAGAAACACGUAGACGUCUUGCCGUAUAUUGUCUUAAAGAUGCAUUUUUACCCCUGCGCUUAAUGGAUAAACUUAUGCUACUGUUUAAUUAUACAGAAAUGGCGAGAGUAACUGGUGUUCCCUUUAAUUAUAUUUUGGUACGUGGCCAACAGAUCAAGGUCGUUUCUCAAUUAUAUCGUCGAGCUCUUGAACAAGAUUUGGUUAUUCCUGUUAUCAAAUCUGAAGUAAAUGAAGAACCUUAUGAAGGUGCUACCGUUAUUGAACCUGAAAGAGGUUACUAUGAUGUGCCUAUUUCAACACUUGAUUUCACUUCACUUUACCCUUCUAUUAUGCAAGCCCAUAAUUUAUGUUACACGACACUCCUAAAACCCGAGAUUAUCCAGAAAUUAAAUUUGGUCAAGGACGUAGACUACGAAAUUACACCCAACAACGACAUGUUUGUAAAAUCUACUCGCCGUAAGGGUUUAUUGCCUGAAAUUUUAGGUGAUCUCCUGGCUGCUCGUAAAAGAGCAAAGAAUGAUUUAAAAAAGGAAACAGAUCCUUUCAAACGAGCUGUUUUGGAUGGUCGUCAGUUGGCUCUAAAAAUCAGUGCAAACUCUGUGUAUGGUUUUACAGGUGCUACUGUUGGUAAAUUGCCGUGCUUACAAAUUUCUUCCAGCGUUACAGCGUAUGGUCGUGGUAUGAUUUUCACGACAAAGGAAACAAUCGAGGACCAUUUUACUAUCAAGAAUGGCUAUAAACAUGACGCCAAGGUUAUUUAUGGUGAUACUGAUUCUGUUAUGGUUAAGUUUGGCGUUGAUAAUUUAAAAGAAGCAAUGGCCCUUGGUCAAGAAGGUGCCAAAUUGGUUACUGAAAAGUUUAUUCGCCCUAUCAAUCUUGAUUUCGAAAAAGUAUACUUCCCAUAUUUAUUGAUUAACAAGAAGAGAUACGCCGGUCUUUAUUGGACUCGAGAAGACAAAUAUGAUAAGCUAGAUACAAAGGGUAUUGAGACUGUGCGACGUGACAAUUGCCGUCUUGUUCAAAAUGUCAUCUCUAAAUGCUUAGACAAGCUCUUAGUUGAGCGUGAUGUUGCUGGUGCUCAAGUAUUUGUCAAGCAAACCAUUUCUGAUUUGCUCCAAAAUAAAGUCGAUCUCUCGCAACUCGUUAUUACUAAGGCUUUGAGUAAGUCCGAUUACGCUAAUAAGCAGGCACACGUAGAACUAGCCGAAAGAAUGAAAAAGCGUGAUGCAGGUUCUGCUCCAGCACUUGGUGAUCGUGUGGCAUAUGUUAUUAUUAAGGCAGGUAACAAUACCCCAGCAUAUGAUAGAUCUGAAGAUCCCUUGUAUGUUUUGGACAAUAAUAUCCCAAUCGAUACGAAAUACUACCUCGAGAACCAGUUAUCGAAACCUCUUUUACGUAUCUUUGAGCCAAUUCUAGGUGAAGGAGCAGAAGGGUUAUUAAGUGGUGCUCAUACACGAACAGUAAAUAUUGCAACUCCUACCAUUGGUGGUCUUAUGAAAUUUGCUGUAAAAACAGCUACGUGUCUUGGUUGCAAAGCACCUUUGCCUAGAGGUGACGAAUCUGCUGCUUGUAAGCAAUGCUCUGAUCGCUUACCCGAACUUUAUCAACACCAAGUCGAAAAUGUAAACAAUCUUCAAAUCAAGUUCAGUAGGCUUUGGACUCAAUGUCAACGUUGUCAAGAGUCUUUACAUCAAGAUGUUAUCUGCUCAAAUAACGAUUGCACCAUUUUUUACAUGCGUAAAAAAGCUCAGAAGGAUUUGGAUGACGCCUCCGGACGCUUGGAUAGGUUCGAUUACGAAUGGUAAUCUGUCCACAUUGUAUAAUUUCAUUUUUAAAAUACUCGUUCAUCCA